AGAUCAUGGUGGGGUUUUUUAUUUCCUCCUUAUCAAGAAUCCUCUGAUCAGUCAAAUACCCAUCAAUCAAUCAAAUCCCCAAACACUCCCAAAAAAAGAUCAGCUUCCAAUUUUUUUUUACUCUUCUUACAAAAAAAGAUGUCUAUGUCUUCCCCUUCCUCAGCUGUUUUUUCACCGGACCACCUCUCUCCUUCCGACCAUCUCUGCUAUGUCCAAUGCAACUUUUGUGACACCAUUCUUGCGGUUAGUGUUCCUUACACAAGCUUGUUCAAAACCGUAACUGUUCGAUGUGGUUGCUGUACCACCCUCCUCUCGGUGAACAUGAGACUUGUCCUCCCAGCUUCUAACCAGCUCCAACUCCAGCUCGGUCCUCACUCUAACUUCAAUUCCCAGAAUAUGCUGGAGGAGCUAAGAGAUGCACCGUCUAACAUGAAUAUGAUGAUGAUGAAUCAACAUCCUAACAUGAACGACAUGCCAUCUUUCAUGGAUCUUCAUCAACAACAUGAGAUUCCUAAAGCACCACCCGUUAACCGCCCUCCGGAGAAAAGACAGAGAGUCCCAUCCGCAUAUAACCGAUUCAUCAAGGAGGAGAUCCAACGCAUCAAAGCUGGUAAUCCUGAUAUAAGCCACAGAGAAGCCUUUAGCGCUGCUGCCAAGAAUUGGGCCCACUUCCCCCACAUACACUUCGGGCUCGUGCCAGACAAUCAACCCGUGAAGAAGACCAACAUGCCCCAACAGGAGGGAGAGGAUAACAUGGUGAUGAAAGAUGGGUUCUACGCUCCUGCGGCUAACGUUGGUGUGACUCCUUACUAAAAAAAACGAGAUAAAUAUAGUCCGAUCGACAAGUGUUUGAGGAACUGAAAUCCAGUUUCGUAAGGUUUAUUAUGAUCAUCAUGUCCAAAAGUUGGGUUUCUUUUUCUUUCUUGAACUUAUAUAAAGUAUGCAUCAUGUGUUUUCUUUUUCUUGUUUGUUGUAAUCAAAAAUCUUGCUAAUUAAUGGGGUUUCUUAUGGUCGAUUUCA
Molecule: messenger RNA, 1020 nt
Organism: Capsella rubella
Lineage: Eukaryota; Viridiplantae; Streptophyta; Magnoliopsida; Brassicales; Brassicaceae
Product: axial regulator YABBY 1
Exons: 7
Coding region: 139-813 (224 amino acids)
Biological process (GO): abaxial cell fate specification; multicellular organism development; cell fate commitment
Cellular component (GO): nucleus
Source: RefSeq, a predicted model, not a curated record